AAUUGGAUUGACAUAUCGAUAAGAUUGCGCUAUUUCAACAGCAUUCGACAUUGACGCUUUAAAAUUUUACAUUCGCAAAUAUAAUAUUAAAUAUUAAAAAAAGAUGGAUACAAUUCAAUCGGAUAGCAAUACUGAUGAGAACGAGCGCAUUAUAGAACUGCAGGAAUUAAUUGAUCAAAAUAUUCAGAUAGAAAAUCAGAUCGAGACCUGCACAUUUGGCGAAUCAAUAACUGCGCUUCAUGAUAUUAUGAGUAAAGCAAACGAUAUAGUCCAAGGAUACGAGGAACGCAGAACCAAUUCUAGGGAACUAGUGCUCGAUACUGAGCUACUCAGGCGCAAUCAUGAAGUUGUCGGCAAGGCCAUUCAAUAUAAUACGAAUUUUACGGACCGAAUGUUUUGUACUGCAGUUAAUAAUCUCGUUUUCAAAGACAACGUAGAAAAUUGGGAUGCACUGUGCACCCUCGCUUGCCAAUUUGGAAGACCGCUCUUUACAAGCGCAUCAAUGCUGUCCUUUAUUGAUGCUAAGCCCAAGGAAGCUGUUCCCAAGCAACGAGUCGCACGCAAAAGCACGAAAAAUAUUGAAGAAAAACGUCCUGAUGAAAGCGAUAAACUUGAACGAAAGUCCAAAGGCGAAGGCUCAGCGGCUGUGAGACGAGUUAUGAAACAAGUUAAGCACAUCUACAGUAGUGGAAACAACGAACCAAUACCAUAUUUUAAGCUCAUUUGUAAUCCGCACAAUUUUAUGGAUACCGUGCAGAAUUCUCUAAUCAUUUCGAUUCUGGUGAAAGAAAAUAUGAUUUCAAUUGAGAAUGGCAAUGAUGGAUUGCCUUACGUGACAGUCAAUUCGAUGCCAAAAGAGAGCUCAACUCAGGAUUCAAGUCAAGCCAUUUGUGGCCUAAAUGAUGAGCUUUGCAAGAAGUACGUCAAGCAUUAUAAUAUUAAGGAGCCAAUGCUGAAUCGCGGAAAACUAGAUGAACACUAAUAAAACUGUAAAAUAAAGAUAACUAUAUAAUUAAAAUUAGUAU
This is a messenger RNA of Drosophila nasuta, 1025 nucleotides long. RefSeq names its product SMC5-SMC6 complex kleisin component Non-SMC element 1 (gene Nse4). The coding region runs from base 104 to 982 and encodes 292 amino acids. Gene Ontology annotation, biological process: DNA repair. Lineage: Eukaryota; Metazoa; Arthropoda; Insecta; Diptera; Drosophilidae. Gene Ontology annotation, cellular component: Smc5-Smc6 complex; nucleus. The record is from RefSeq and is a predicted model, not a curated record. The transcript has 5 exons.